UUCAAACUUUGUUUGCAGAAUAUUGAACCGUUGCAAUUAAAACAGCUUUUGGAUAUCUAAUAAUCAGAUGAAUUCAUUACUUUCUGCAAACUCAAGUAGACUGAAUUUUCAAGAUCUCAAUAAUGUUUUUAUCUUCCUUUAAAUUAUAUUCUAAUGAGACCUGCUUAAAAGAAAUGCAGAAGCAUCGCUGCGAAACUAGUUUUUUGCUUUAUCUUGCAACUAUCAUAAUUGAUCUUUUAGGACUGAAACUACUGUGGAUAUUUUUUCAAAAGGUUUCAGGAUUAUUAGCAGCGAAGAUUUUCAGACCACAUUCACAAUCAUCGACGAAAGUUCUUUUGAAGGAAAUGGCGGAAAUAAAAACAGCUGCAAAUAAAGCAAAUGAAGAUUGGGCACAUGUAAAAGACGCAGUGAAGGCAAUUAAGGACGAACACAUAAAUUACGCUGACUUAAAAAAUUACAUGGAAUUAGAAAUCGCCAACAUGUAUCUUCGCUUCAGAAAUAUCGUUGAAGAAGAAUACGUUCGAAACGAAGUACGAUUCAAUAACAUACAAAGGACUCUGCAUGUGUUCAGCGAAGACUUCCACUUUAUGAAAGAAGCUUUCGGCAAAAACUGCAGGCAAAUGCCAUACGAUAAAAUUUCGAACGGGAUUUGUGCAAGCUCUUCCUGCCGUCAGAAUUUAAAAUACGGUAGCAGGGAAAAUCGCUCUACGCAAACAAGAAAAGAACCGAUUUGUAGAAAACAAAAUCAUGCCCAUGCGAAAUGCUUGAAUAAUGAAAAUGAAUUAACCCGGGAUAUUAUCAUUGCUGUCAAGAAAAGCCUCAACGAAAUUACGAAAGAAACUAUAAAGCAAUUAAAUGAGCACAAAGAGGAACAGAGGCAUCUGGAUAUCCUUCUUUCACACAUCUCGCAAAAUAAUGAAGACAUCAAAAGUACAAUUGUUAAGGCAUUUUCCAUAGCUACAGAAGAAACAAAGAAAACGUAUAAUCAGUUCGGAAACAUUGGACAAGACGUAAUGCGUUACAUAGCUGUACUUAACGAUAAUACAAACAGAAUUUUAUCUUUCAAAUUGGAAGAAACUGCUGAAAAGCUAGCAGAAAUUAGUGAUGCUCUCAGUAAGCAGUUCUUCGAUAUAUCUGCAGUCAAAAGCAUCCUAGACUUCGUUGAUGAUCAGUUUGAUGAAAUGUUUCGGAAUGUCGAACUUGGUUACCAAAAAAAUACAGAACACUAUGAAGAGGCCAUGCAGAACCUGGGAGUUACAACCGAAAAACUCAAUAUCAUAGCUGCACAGCUGGAAGAAAUCAUAAGACAAUUUAAUCAAGAUGCAUUCAGUAUAAAACAUAUGUUGGAAGAUAUGAAAAACCAAACAGGAAUCCCAAAUAUAUCGGAAAAAUCUCUUGACGUGUUUCCCGAGAAAACCUCAAAUGGAUCUUCAUUCUCUGAAGUUCUAACAUUAGAUACGAAUGCAGGCAAUGAACAUUGUAAAAAUCCAUUGUAUUUAUUACCAUCUACGAUGAAUAUUUGUUUAAAUAAAAUGGAGCAUUUUAAUCAGGAAUUGCAAGCUAGAUCCAGCGAAAUUCAGAACUCCGUAAAAGAACUAAUCCUGAAACUCAACCUAUUGCUUUCAAAAAAAGAAAAUGUCAGUGAUAGACUGGUAGAAAUUUCUGACGAUAAUUUCAACUUGGAUGCCAGAAACGACGAAACAUGCGGAGGAAAGGUAGAUUUAAUUUAUGUAUUAAAGAAGGAUUUAUUUGCAAGUGGUGAUAGAAAAGAGGUCACUGCUAAAAGAAUACCUUCGGAAACUGAAAAUAUCAUGUUCGGCUCUCAGAAUAAUAAUAAUCUUGACAAUUUUCAGUUUAAUACUUCAAAUAUCCAAAGCCUUUCAAAAGGAUCUGAGCAAAAUGUUGAAUGAUCUAGAUGCGAAACCUACAUCUGAAUCACAAAUAUUAAUACGUGUUUCGCUAUUUAACAAUUAACCCUUAAUAAAAUUUUUUAUAUAUGUA
Stegodyphus dumicola is the source of this 2001-nucleotide messenger RNA. RefSeq lists its product as uncharacterized. The record is from RefSeq and is a predicted model, not a curated record. NCBI's taxonomy places the organism in Eukaryota, Metazoa, Arthropoda, Arachnida, Araneae, Eresidae.